This is a messenger RNA of Heterobasidion irregulare TC 32-1, 2843 nucleotides long. RefSeq lists its product as uncharacterized. Gene Ontology annotation, molecular function: structural molecule activity. The record is from RefSeq and is a predicted model, not a curated record. Gene Ontology annotation, cellular component: endoplasmic reticulum-Golgi intermediate compartment; COPI vesicle coat; endoplasmic reticulum. Gene Ontology annotation, biological process: endoplasmic reticulum to Golgi vesicle-mediated transport; intra-Golgi vesicle-mediated transport; protein secretion. The coding region runs from base 1 to 2784 and encodes 927 amino acids. The transcript has 11 exons. NCBI's taxonomy places the organism in Eukaryota, Fungi, Basidiomycota, Agaricomycetes, Russulales, Bondarzewiaceae.
AUGUCUCUCGUGUCCAAAAAGGAGGAGGAGGGCGGUCUCAACUCUUACUACAACAACAAAACUACCAUCCUCCAGGAGGCUCGCGUCUUCAAUGAAUCACCCAUCAGCCCACGGAAGUGCCGUGCAUUGCUCACGCGCAUUGUCUACCUACUGUACUUUGGAGAGUCAUUUGGGACUCAAGAGGCCACUACCUUAUUCUUCGGGACAACAAAGUUGUUCCAACAUAAAGAUAGCGCGCUCCGCCAGAUGGUUUACCUGGCUAUCAAAGAAUUGGCAAACACAGCUGAAGAUGUCAUUAUGGUUACGAGCAGUAUAAUGAAAGACAUGCAGCCCAAUUCGGAGGUCAUAUAUAGACCGAAUGCCAUCCGGGCCUUGUGCCGUAUCAUCGACCCUUCUAUGGUGCAAGGUGUCGAGCGCUUUUUUAAAGCUGCCAUUGUCGAUCGCACGCCGUCAAUCUCGUCCGCAGCUCUUGUAUCUUCGUACCAUCUUUUCCCCGCCGCUAAGGAUGUUGUCAAGCGGUGGGUCAACGAAGCGCAGGAAGCUGUCAACGCGAAGUCAUCUUCCAGCUUCUUUGGCGCUACAUCUUCGAGCUCGUAUCUUGGAUUUGGUUCAUCCUCCUCCAGCAAUAGCGGUUAUUCGCCCAUGCCUUCCGCCAGUUUCAUCACCCAGUACCACGCUCUUGGUCUAUUAUAUCUCAUUCGACAACAGGAUCGCAUGGCGGUCACAAAAAUGAUCCAGCAGCUUGGUGGGGGCAAAUCUGGAGCAGGGACUGUGCUCAAGAACCCCAUGGCCCUGUGCAUGCUCAUCCGUUACGCGUCGAAGGUUAUGGAGGAGGAUCCCAACGUGCAAAAGCAAAUUCUUGAUAUCCUUGAAGGUUGGCUCCGUCAUAAGAGUGAUAUGGUGAACUUCGAAGCUGCUCGUGCUAUCUGUGACAUGAAGGGCGUCACUCCCGCCCAAUUGACGAGGUCUAUCGCGGUUCUCCAGCUGUUCCUCUCUUCACCCAAACCAACACUCAAAUUUGCAGCGACACGUACCCUUGCUUCACUUGCACUGACUCAUCCUACCAGUGUUGCGACUUGCAAUGUUGACUUGGAGAAUCUGAUCUCUGACUCGAACAGAAGUGUCGCUACAUACGCCAUCACGACUCUGUUAAAGACUGGAAACGAAGCUUCCGUUGACCGCCUCAUGAAGCAAAUUACAGGCUUCAUGAGCGAGAUCUCGGAUGAAUUCAAGGUCAUCAUCGUCGAUGCUAUCCGCUCUCUCUGCCUCAAAUUCCCGACCAAGCAUGUUUCCAUGCUCGGUUUCCUAUCCGGCGUUCUGCGAGACGAGGGUGGCUAUGACUUCAAGCGUGCGGUUGUCGAGGCCAUUUUUGAUAUGAUCAAGUUCAUCGGCGACUGCAAGGAACAAGCGUUAUCCCAUCUCUGCGAGUUUAUCGAAGAUUGCGAAUUUACCAAGCUGUCUGUCCGAAUUCUCCAUUUGCUCGGUAUAGAAGGUCCCAAGGCACCGCAACCUGCCAAGUACAUCCGUUUCAUUUACAAUCGUGUCGUUCUGGAGAACGCGACCGUUCGUGCAGCCGCAGUAUCAAGUCUAGCCAAAUUUGGAAUCUGUGUUGAUGAUGGAAAGCUUCACAAGAGCGUAUCUGUAUUGCUCAAUCGGUGUCUCGACGAUAUUGAUGAUGAAGUUCGAGAUCGUGCUGCUAUGUAUCUGAAGGUAUUGAAUGCACCCUUGCUGGCAGAGACCUACGUGAAAGAUGAGUCUGUCUUUUCGCUGCCAGCGCUAGAGGCGAAGUUGGUCUCGUACGUCAACGACACAGAUGCUUCAGAGACUGCCUUCGAUAUAUCCUCGAUACCCAAAGUCAGUCGUCAACAGGCUGCUCAAGAAGCAGCGCGUCCAAGCACGCUGGACACAAUCGGUGCACCUGUCGCGAGGAAUCUAUCUCCUUCACCGCAGCCACCAACUGCGGAGGAAACUCAUUCAAUAUACCUCCAGCAACUGGCCGGUGUCCCAGAAUUGUCAUCGUAUGGGCCUGUACUGAACAGCAGUGCGAAGCCAGUGCAGCUUACCGAAAGCGAAACCGAGUAUCAGGUUUCUUGUGUCAAGCAUAUUUUCAAGGAACAUAUUGUGUUCCAGUUCAACGUGUCCAACACAUUGCCGGAUACAAUACUGGAAGGGGUCACGGUCAUCAUGCAGCCCUCCACGGACUCUGGACUGACCGAGGAUUUCAUCAUUCCUCUACCAUCUCUGUCCGCAUCUACCUCGCCUGGCAUCGUCUAUGUUUCAUUCACCCGUGAUUCUCCGGAGGACUAUGCGAUGGCGUCGUUUGCAUGCAUUCUCAAGUUCUUCAGUAAAGAAGUAGACCCUGCUACUGGAGAACCAGAGGAAGAAGGGUACGAGGACGAGUACCAACUGGAAGAGGUUGAGCUAUCGGCUGGUGGCGAUUACAUUGUUCCAAGUUAUGUCAAUUUCUCCGCGGAAUGGGAUCGCUUGCGCGGAGGUGCCACCGCCACCGAAACAUUCUCGUUAUCCGCCAUGGAGAGCAUUAAAGCUGCGUGUGACUCGAUCGUCGAGAUUCUCAACAUGGAACCCCUAGGUGGGUCUCAUAAUCCCACGUCGACAUCGGUGCACACCCUUCAAGUAUCCGGCCUAUUGACGGGUGGGGGAGGCAAGAUCCUUGUACGAUGCCGCAUGACGUAUUCCCAUGGACAAGGGGUGACUCUGGAAUUGGGCGUUCGUGCUGAGAAGCAGGAGGCGUGUAGCUUGGUUCUGGCUGCUAUCGGAGGCUAGGACAGCAGCUGUAGUGUUUUGGUAGAUAUCUGGACAUAAUUUUUUGCGUCUACUGCGUC